UGGGAUUUCGGCACAAUUCACUAUAAUUCUACCAUACCUACACCUACUGGUUGCAAUGCCUUGAAUUUAAAAGCCUUUCAAGUGACCAUUCCGAUCGCAGAUGUUUUCUAUGACCCUCCAAUCAUUGAGGGAGUUCUUACGCCAUAUGCAGUUUUCGUACCUGGUACAGUUGUUGGUGUUAAUUUUGUCAUUGAUUUAUUUGAAAUUCAGCAAGUGGUUUUAGACUCUCAGUAA
This is a messenger RNA of Funneliformis caledonium, 234 nucleotides long. The record is from the annotation of a GenBank genome assembly. NCBI's taxonomy places the organism in Eukaryota, Fungi, Glomeromycota, Glomeromycetes, Glomerales, Glomeraceae.